GUGUGACUUGUAAUUUUGUCAAAAGAUGAGCAGGCUGUUUUUCAGGAAAGUCGAUUUCAAGGUGUGCCAUGUCCGACUUUGUAUCGCAGUGCUCGUUGUAACAACAUUGUUUUUUUACUUUUUGGCAUGUGUUUUAUAAAAUAAUUCUGUUUGUUUACUCUAUGGGGUUCUUUUUAUAGCAUCAAGAUUCUUUAGAGUGCUGUAGUCUAGAUCAAGGAGAACCCCUGUGGCAGACUGUGGGCGUAGGUCUUGAAACGGUGGUAGAAAUUCCAAGGCCAAGGAGGAAACGUCUUGAUUGAAAUCAUUCACCUUCUGAUUCUCUUGUGUAUAGAAUAUUAAAUAAUAAAUAUUAUAAACCACAACCAGAUGUUACUUACUUCAGUUCCAGAUCCAAUGUUGGUAUGGCUACAUCCAAAAGUGUCUGAUAAUGGUGUGGUGAAGUUGUGGAGUGCCAGUUCAGUUGACUUGCCGACAGUUACAGGGAGAAGACUGUUGGGCCUGUGCCUGUAACGAUGCAUCUCUCGGGUCUUUCAAGGACGGAGUGCCUGACCAUCACGUGUCCAGUUUGUAUUAAGUUGUUCAAUGAAAAAGAGCACCGUCCAAUAUCUCUGGGCUGUGGUCACACCGUGUGUAAAUCGUGCAUCAAACGCAAUUUGAAAGAGAACAGGUGUCCCUUUGAUCAGAUUGUGCUGCCUGAUGAUGUGGACAAGUUACCGGCCAACUUUGCGCUCAUGCACCUGGUGGGUGCCGCUGUGCCAGAACAGGAAAAAGAGGACACGACGACGGGCUCAAACUACCCAAAGUCGUACGAGGUCGCCCGCAGGUGUAUAGAGGACAUGGCCGUUCACCUGAAGCCGCUUGCAGAAAACGCGUCGGACGACGACGGCUCCACGUGCAGUGACCACAGCUCCUCUCGCAGCUCCAGCAAAAACAACAGCAACAACAGCGCCGUGGGCUGUACGGUGGCCACCAAGUGCGUGCUGAGUCGGCCCAUGCAGCGCAAGCUGAUCAGUCUCAUCCACUGUCAGCUGCUGGAGGAGGAGGGAAGAUCAAGGUCGGCCAGAAUCGCUCGCUCCCUCGGGGAACGCAUCGUCCUGGAACUGCUGACCCUGCAUCAGUACCCACACCAGCUGUCGGCGAGUCUGUGGGCGGCCGUCAGGACCAGGGGUUGCCAGUUCCUGGGUCCAGCUAUGCAGGAAGAGGUGCUGAAGCUGAUUCUUCUUGCGCUGGAGGGCGGGGCCUUCCUGUCCCGCAAAGUUCUGGUUCUCUUCGUGGUGCAGAAGUUGGAGCAGCAGUACCCACAGGCCUCCAAGACAGCCAUAGGGCACGUGGUACAGCUGCUGUACCGGGCCUCCUGUUUCAAGGUGAUGAAGCGAGAAGACGAGUCCUCCCUGAUGCAGCUCAAGGAAGAGUUUUGCCAGUACGAGGCUCUGCGCCGCGAGCACGACUCCCAGAUCGUACAGAUCGCCAUCGAGGCCGGGCUGCGCAUCUCCCCUGAGCAGUGGUCGUCGCUGCUGUACGGAGACCCCGCCCACAAGUCGCACAUGCAGUCCAUCAUUGACAAACACCAGAGCCCCCAGUCAUUUGCCCAGAGCAUCACGGAGCUGAUGUUGACGCUGCAGCGGAACAGCGACGUGUCGGGCCUGCAACAACUACAACCACAGCUAGAGUUCCUCUCCAGCAUCGACCCCAGUCCAGAGUGCCCGGCACCGUCCUGGGAGAACACGGAGGCCAUCAUGCGCUCUCUGGACACAGUGAUCAGCGCGUUUGUCGACUUCCUGUCCAACCCGGACCACCGGUCUCGGCUGGAGUCUGCGCCGGUGCAGAACACGCGCUACAAGACGUCCAUGUGCCGAGACUUCUCCGCCAAAGGCUCCUGCCCGCGUGGGAACACAUGCACCUUCGCUCACUCCAAUGAGGAGCUGGAGAGAUAUCGCUCCAGGUCUCGGAGAAGCAGCACCAAGCCAGGCUUGGGCCUCGUGGACAAGACGUCCUCGUCUCUGACGGCCGCCGAGAGCGACCAGCUGAAGCAGGUGCAGCGACUGUCACGGCUCAAACAGGAAGGCUCGACGGGCGAGGCAGCAGCUCCUCUCCCGACCCCCGACGGCCUUCGCGACGGUGUUCAAGGUCACCCCAGCGGGUCCCAACCGUGGCGACAUCACAACCACUCUGUGACCUUGAACGCACAAGACGCAGCUCAGCAUCAGAGCGUGGCACCCACUCCUAGAGGGCUGUCGUCGCUGGGUGCCGGCUCGGAGCUGAGAGGGGUUGCUAAGCAACUGGACCCUGACUCGUCACCAUACUUCCCUCAGGCGUCCAUUACGAUGACUUCAACCCAGCUCACGUUUACUCAGGGCACGGCUAGAGCCCCUGAGAGCAUGCGGGCCCCGACAGCUUGCCACCAGACCUGUUUCCACCCCCACAACCCCGGCCCCAGCCCUUUCUUCACCCACAUGCCCAGCGGCUGCUCCCACCUGCCCCCGGGCCACGACCCCCGCAUGACCUCUGUCCAGCCUCCCCCUGACAUGGGCGGGGGUCAGGGCGCGGGACCGUUCUACGUCCCGGUGGGUGGUGUGGUGAAUCCGCAGCAAAGACCGCCCACCGCACACCCACAAUCCCAGCACCCAUCAUCCGCUGGUAUGAACCCAGCGCCCAUGUUGAGGCCUGGUGCCCCCCCACCUCCCCCUCCCCCU
Messenger RNA from Aplysia californica (California sea hare), 2693 nucleotides. Its product is annotated as roquin-2. The transcript has 11 exons. NCBI's taxonomy places the organism in Eukaryota, Metazoa, Mollusca, Gastropoda, Aplysiida, Aplysiidae. The record is from RefSeq and is a predicted model, not a curated record. The annotation marks the transcript as partial. Gene Ontology annotation, molecular function: metal ion binding.